Molecule: messenger RNA, 282 nt
Organism: Penicillium angulare
Lineage: Eukaryota; Fungi; Ascomycota; Eurotiomycetes; Eurotiales; Aspergillaceae
Exons: 1
Coding region: 1-282 (93 amino acids)
Source: RefSeq, a predicted model, not a curated record
AUGACCAAAUCCAUGCUUUCUGUCGCUUUGUUGGCUUCCUACCUAUCAAUCGCUAGCGCGGCAACAUGCUACGCAGUCGGCUACAUCGACACCAACUCCGCCAUGGUGGUUGGUCCCUUAACCAAUUCAAACGGCGUUUACGUCUACGACGCAGACGACAACAAGAUCGGUACAGGGUCCACUGAAAAAGGCGCUUGCACUGAUCUCGACGAAAUUGAGCUGGACGGGUUUGAUGAUACGUUUGGCUGGGCUGCUAGCUGUAAUGCCAACAGUAUUAAGUAA